UCUGUUGGCUGUUCUUACCUAAAUUAGCUCAUCUGAGUUGGUUGCGGCUGCCGUGUCUUUCCGUCCCCCACACCUGGGUAGCUCUAGAAUGGAGAGCUCAACUUUUAAGUCAACCCCACCAACAAGAAUGCCUCCUCCAUCCUUUUCGCUAUUUCUUCAACCAAAAUUUUCCAACUAAAUUUUCUUUCGCUCGUCUCUCGCAAGCUUUGCCUUAGCCAUUCCAUUCUCGCGUUGCCAUUUCGCACCCUCACAAUGGACGCCCUCCCCGAGCCUGAUGUCAUCGCCGGCGCAUUUGACACUCUGCGUGUUCAAUCUCAUCGCAUCGCCAACAUUGGCGCUAUUCAGAACCAGCAGAACUUCCUCGAUGCCGUCUAGACUCUGGGACAGUAGAUGAACGCUUUGACACAGCAGACGAAUCACCGCAUCAAUGCAAUGGAGCAGCAAAUGAACCAGCGCUUCGACAAUCUCGCAAACCGCUUCGACAUUCUCGAAAACCGCCAAAACAAUUUCGAGAUUGCUGGUGUAAAUGCAUGCUUGGUUCACGCCCACGGCGCCGCUGUUCUCCAGCGACCCGUCGACAUCCAGAAUGGAGGCGACAUUCCCAAUUUCUCCCAAACGAAACUCCAGCUCUAUAGGAUAGAUGACGCUACUGCGGAUGCCAUUAUGCCCGCCCUCGGCAUCUUUCUCGCCUCAAACACCCCCUUGGCCGUCAAGCACGAGAGCAUUGCGCGCAAGUGGAUUCUGAAAUAAGGGGAUACUAGGACUAGAGGAAUAGAUGAGAUGGGAAGGAAAUGAUUGAGAGGACAGCAUGGUCUGAUGUAUUCAAUAAAUGACAAGGGCUUUUGGGACGAGUAUUUUUUAGAGGGUCACACUUCAUCCCGUUAUGUCGUAUCGGACAUCAGAGAGAGGAAAAGACUUGGGAAAGAGAGGCAAAUCACAUUUAGGGCCUUUACAACACCUUCCCUAGAGCGCUGCGCGAAGGUAUUUCCAGAUCUGGGGCGGUUCUCAAAGAACGCGUGCCACUGGGUUUUAGCGGGAGUUUAAGCAGUGCAACACGAAGUUGAGCUUUGCAAAAGAAGGGAAGGACCAACUGUGAGACGACGAAAAAGGCGUGCGCGACAAAUAGGGUGCCAAGUAUGUACCGGUGGCUGCAAUUAAAGUGAAUUUGGUACUUGUGGGGGCGUCAGACUAGGAUUCGGUGCGAAAACGCAGGGCG
Messenger RNA from Lasiosphaeria miniovina, 1216 nucleotides. RefSeq lists its product as uncharacterized. The transcript is spliced from 2 exons. The coding region runs from base 391 to 750 and encodes 119 amino acids. Lineage: Eukaryota; Fungi; Ascomycota; Sordariomycetes; Sordariales; Lasiosphaeriaceae. The record is from RefSeq and is a predicted model, not a curated record.